This is a messenger RNA of Syngnathoides biaculeatus (alligator pipefish), 4347 nucleotides long. It is a transcript of the gene slco4a1, whose product is annotated as solute carrier organic anion transporter family, member 4A1. Gene Ontology annotation, molecular function: protein binding. Bases 821 to 3118 code for a protein of 765 amino acids. The record is from RefSeq and is a predicted model, not a curated record. Gene Ontology annotation, biological process: sodium-independent organic anion transport; transmembrane transport. Gene Ontology annotation, cellular component: membrane. NCBI's taxonomy places the organism in Eukaryota, Metazoa, Chordata, Actinopteri, Syngnathiformes, Syngnathidae. The transcript has 14 exons.
UGACAACAAAGCAAGUGCAGCGUAUCUGUAUAAAAACCUGAGGAAUACAGUAUUAAUAGGAUUUGGAGGCUGGUUUUAAAAAUCGGUAGUGAAGACAUCAGCUGAAAGAUUGGCUUGUGACCCGCACCUAUACUUACUUAAGGUGGUCACCUGUUCAGGGUGAAGUGGUGGUGAAGCACGAUAGCGCAAGUGGAUUAUUUUGCAGCAAAGCUUGCAUGGCCCCUCCCCUGGGGGUGUCCUGAUGUGCUGCCCAAGCCCUCCACCCAGUAUGAGGCUUUCUGAGACGGGUUGAGAACUUAUUUCACAUUUAAUUUCCACUUUCUUCACCACAUCUUUUUUCGGACCUGUUGAUUGUUUCAUGUUGCAAUUGAGGUGGCAACCAGUUGAGGGUGUACGCUGCCUCCUGACCAAAGAUCGCUGGGAUAAGCUCUAGCACUCCUGCGACCCUUGUAAAGAUAAGCUCAGAAAAUCAAUUUGUGGCUGGAUGGAUGGGUGGAUGGACUUGAGGCAACUUUAGGAGUUCCAUUGGUAAAAGCAAGUGCUAGUACCAGGAUGCCAUGAGAUGAGACUCACUGUCAUGCCAUGUUUCUCUAUGCCUUAUAAAGCACCAGAACAGCCUUAAGAAGCACUCAGCAGCAGUGUGGAUGCCUUGAAUUCAGUUCACAAGAAAUGGGUAGUUUUAAUUUCGGAGAGCCACUGAAUUAAGGUGCCUGAAACAUAUAUUGUUCCUUCCUACUUCUGGCUGUAGUUGUUUCAAAAGUACUGAGUCAUCUGCUUGUAGUCUUCCCAUUAUUGCAGCCAUCUGCUCACAAGACCAUCAAUGCUCAGUGCUGAAUCCUUCAGCUCCAAACAGGAGCUCCUUGACCUUCCUGGCCUCCCUCUGAGCAGGGUUCCCACUCUGGAUAUCCCCAGCCCACUGGAUCCUCAUAUAGAGAGCCUAAUGGACUCGGGACCCAGACGCCCUGAUGGUCCCGGUCAACCAUGCGAUUUCCCUACAGCUUCCACCUUUACAGGAAAAAUGUAUGGGGCGCAAACAACCCUUUGCGCAGAGUCACAAAUUACAUUAAAUGGAAUCUCCAAAGAUUCGGGUCAGCUUUGUGGCUGGGGGGCUUUGACACCCAAAGCUUUCCAAGUCUUCAACACUCCCCGUUGGGUUUUGUUUUUCCUGUGCGUGGCCUCUUUCCUCCAGGGGAUGAUCAUCAACGGCUUCAUCAAUACAGUGGUGACAACCAUUGAGAGGCGUUUCGACCUGCGAAGCUACCAAGCAGGCCUCAUCGCCAGCUCCUAUGACAUAGCGGCAUGCAUUUGCCUGGCCUUUGUCAGCUACUUUGGCGGGACGGGGCACAAGCCUCGCUGGCUUGGUUGGGGGGUUCUUCUCAUGGGACUGGGUUCUCUCCUCUUCGCCUUGCCUCACUUCACCACGCCACCUUACCAGGUCACUAUAUCCAAGGAAACGGAAAUGUGCUCUGCCAACCGGACUAGCCCUUGCCAGGACCAAGAGGCUGGGGGAUUGUCCAGCUAUCAGUUUUUGUUCAUGCUGGGGCAAUUUCUCCAUGGUGUGGGGGCUACACCCCUUUACACGCUGGGAGUCACAUAUCUGGACGAGAACGUCAAAUCUAGCUACGGGCCUGUUUACACCGCGAUCUUUUAUACUGCAGCCAUUGUGGGUCCAGCCGCAGGUUAUCUGCUCGGGGGCUACUUCCUCAACAUUUACACUGAGAUCCAGCUCCCGACAGAGAUGACUCCAGACAACCCUCUGUGGGUCGGUGCGUGGUGGGUCGGCUUCUUAGUCGGAGGGGCAGCAGCUCUCUUAGUGGCAUUUCCCAUCCUGGGCUACCCAAGACAGCUGCCAGGUUCUCAGGAGCACAAAGCCAUGCGUGUGUCUGAGACCCACCAGCUGAAAGAUGGCAGUCACUCCACGGCUUCAGACCCUCACUUUGGCAAAUCAGUCAAAGACAUGCCAAGAUCUGUACUGCUCCUCCUCAAGAAUCCCACCUUCUUGUGUUUGUGCCUGGCUGGUGCAACAGAGGCCACCCUCAUUGCUGGCAUGUCUACAUUUGCUCCCAAAUUCUUAGAGGCUCAGUUUAGUCUGAGUGCAUCUGAAGCUGCCACAUGGUUUGGUGUAAUCGUGGUUCCUGCAGGAGGAGGGGGCACCUUUCUCGGGGGCUAUAUCGUAAAGAAACUGAACCUCCGUUGCCGAGGCAUCAUUCGUUUUUGCAUGUUCAGCGCCAUGGCCAGUCUGCUCACCAUUUUCAUCUUUCUCAUCGACUGCCCCAACAUACCCUUUGCUGGCAUCAACGCUCCGUACCAGUCUGCUCUCAAGAGUCCGGAGGACCAUUUCAAGCAGCUUUAUAACCAACCUAAUCACCUGGUUCCAGGAAACAGCAGCUUUUCUGGAACGGAGGGCUUGACAGUGGGGUGCAAUACAGGUUGCGGCUGUGGCCGGGAGCUGUACAACCCUGUUUGUGGGGCUAAUAACAUCAUGUAUUACUCCCCCUGCCAUGCUGGCUGCACCUCAAUCAACCACACAGAGGACUCCACAGGCAAAAAGAUGUAUUCUGGAUGCAGCUGUGUGCUGGUGGCAGCUAAUGCCUCCGUGGAACUGAAUGGCUUCGCCAUGGCAGGAAAGUGUGCCAGCACCUGUCACACCAUGCCAGCCUUCCUCUUGUUCUUCUUCUUCAUCAUCUUCUUCACCUUCCUCUGUAGCAUCCCAGCGCUCACUGCCACACUCAGGUGUGUGCCAGACAGCCAGAGAUCCUUUGGCCUUGGCAUCCAGUGGAUUGUGGUCCGCACAUUUGGCAGUAUUCCUGGACCCAUCGCAUUUGGCUCAAUGAUUGACAUUUCCUGCUUACUGUGGCAAGAUCAGUGUGGAGAGCAGGGCUCCUGCUACUUCUAUCAGAACUCAGCCAUGAGUCGAUACACGCUCCUUGCUGGCGUCCUUUAUAAGUUUUUGGGGGCACUCUUCUUCCUGCUGGCCAGCAUAUUGUACAAGCCUCCUCCGCCGUCACUUCAAACUAGCCAUGAAAGCAGUGACCAAGAAACCUACAAUAAGAGCAACUUUCAUGUGAAAGACCUUGCUGAAGACGGUGUCAUCACCAACACGCAAGCCAGAUUUUGACAAGUCUUGGUUUAAGUGGCCGGUGCUUCUUCUAUACCUUCAGCCUUCUCUCAGUCGCAGGGAGAUUGUUUACCAGCACUCAAGCAAAACUUGCUCUCAGUUCAUCAAGUUCAAUUGGGUGACCUACUAAAGGGAAAUGAAGUAAUUAUUUAAUGAACUGAAUCAAGUAUGUAAACCAUGAAUUGAAAAGGAAGUCCGUCACUAAUCGUUUUUGGCUUCCAUGCUGAAAAAAAUAUGUAAGACACAUUUCCACCAACAAAUACUGCUUUUGGUGUGAGUUCAAUCGAUUUCUUUACCAGAAAUGUGUGCCAACUGAAAAAGUUCCAGAUUUUGUCCUGGUCAGGUUUCCAAAUCCCAUCAAAAUCCUUUUCUGACCUUCUUUACACUGUCAGAUUAUAGUUCCAUCAGAAUAUCUUUUUAUUGAUAGUGGUCAGGGUAGCAAAAAUCAUACAGUAAAUCUGAUGACCAUGACCAGUCUAGUUUUGGAAAGUCUUUAAUAAAACAAUUGAGGAUAACCAUAAUGUAUCAAUGCAUUUAACCUACCCUAAGAAAUCUAAACAUUCUCAGCAAUGUGAUCCAAGCAGAGCACCAUCAGAUCUGAGAAAGCUGCAAUUCUGAUUUUUAAAGAUUUAAUGAUGGCUUCAAAGGAUUGUUACUACUAAUCGUAGGUCAAGGAAUUGUUAGUGCCAGACUUCUAGUUAGUUUACAUGACAUACAUUAAGAAGCUUCUUGAUGUAUGUCAUGUCAUGCUUGAGUGAAGGCAAAGCAUAUCAAUCCAUUUGCUUUUACCUCAGUCCUUCCUUAGCUGCUCCCCACAAAUAGUCAGGCAGGUGAAUGUCUUCCAAAAUCUUUUUUGCUGUCACUUCCAUUCAUAUGAUGGGGAUGAUCAUACUAGCCCGAGCGUACAAUCAAAUCAGAAAAGUACAUUUGUACUUUUUAUAUCAAUUUGAGCGCACAGAGAGCUUUACAAAGAUUUUUAAGAGCAGCUUAAUUUUUUCUUGAUGCCCUACAAACAGCCGUAGCUGCACUUUAAGAAAAUAUUAGCGAAUUAUAAAGUACCUUGCUGUUUCUUCAGAGAGAACUUUAAAAGACGUGACUACAAAGAUGCCAAAGCAACUUUCUACUUGUUCACUGUUGUAUGCAAAGUCUGUAUAACACUUUCUUGCCCAAUAUUUUUUAUGCGCUGAUUCAAAGAUGUCAAGUAUUUUUAAAUAAAGCUUCAGAUAAAA